GGAAACUGAACUCACGCUGCCAGCUCCAAAGUCAGAGCAUCACGCAAGGACGACAGCACCCUGAUGCAAUCUGGCCCAUAUUGAAAGCACUUCCAUAGCAGCCCACCAUGAAGUGAAAGGGAGACUUUUCCUACAGUGACUGCCGGAGCCGUAUUUCUGAUAUACAGUAUGUAACAGUGCUUGGCAGCGGAACAUUUCUUCACACAGUGAGCAGGACCGGAAAAGCAUGCCAUCCCAACUUGCCUGACUUGACUGUGGUCCUGGCGGCUUGCGAGCGCACUUCUGUCUCCACUCACUGCGGUAGAAGCGGACGAAGCAGGCACCAGGCAACGUCGACCCACUUGUUCCGGCGCGUCUCUCUCCUGCACUUCAGCUGAGGAGAAGCCGGGGUCUUCUGGUUGUGAGAGGAUGGGACCGCUCCUCCUCUCCAUCGCCCUGUGCGUGAGCGCCGCUGUCCCGCAGCAUGUGAUGGGCCCAUGCCACCCAAACCCUUGCCACAACAGGGGGGCAUGUGAGAUCAGCGAGACCUACCGGGGCGACACCUUCAUUGGUUAUGUCUGCAAGUGUCCUCCUGGCUUCAGUGGUGUUCACUGCCAACACAAUAUUAAUGAAUGUGAAAGAGAACCAUGCAAGAAUGGGGGCCUUUGCACGGAUCUCGUUGCAAACUACUCCUGCGAAUGCCCAGGGGAGUACAUGGGGAGGAACUGUCAACAUAAAUGCUCUGGACCACUGGGUAUGGAAGGCGGCAUAAUCUCCAACCAGCAGAUAACGGCCUCCUCCACCCACCGGGCUUUAUUUGGCUUACAGAAGUGGUACCCUUACUUUGCACGCCUCAACAAGAAGGGUCUGGUGAACGCGUGGACUGCAGCUGAAAAUGACAGAUGGCCAUGGAUUCAAAUAAACCUGCAGAGGCGAAUGAGGGUCACGGGCCUAAUUACACAGGGUGCAAAGCGAAUUGGCAGUCCCGAGUACGUCAAGUCAUACAAAGUGGCUUACAGUGACGAUGGGAAGACUUGGAGAACAUACAAGGUCAAGGGCAAAGAUGAGGACAUGGUUUUUAGAGGAAACGUCGAUAACAACGCUCCAUCAGCCAACUCCUUCACUCCACCAAUUGAAGCCCAGUUUGUCCGCAUCUAUCCCCAAGUUUGUCGAAGGCACUGCACCUUACGCAUUGAACUGCUUGGAUGUGAGGUAACAGGUUGCUCUGAACCAUUGGGGAUGAAGUCGGGUCAUGUCCAAGACCACCAGGUCACAGCCUCCUCCAUCUUUAGAACGCUUAACAUGGACAUGUUCACUUGGGAGGCUGCAAAAGCCCGGUUGGACAAGCAGGGCAAGGUCAAUGCUUGGACAGCAGGACGUAGUGACCAGUCACAGUGGCUACAGGUGGAUUUGCUUGUGCCUACCAAGAUCACAGGAAUAAUCACUCAAGGAGCCAAAGACUUUGGCCAUGUGCAGUUUGUCGGCUCAUACAAACUGGCGUACAGUAAUGAUGGAGAGCGAUGGAAAGUAUACCAAGAUGAGAAGCAAGGAAAGGACAAGGUCUUUCAGGGGAACUUUGACAACGAGACACACAGAAAGAACGUGAUCGAUCCAGCCAUCUACGCCCGGCUCAUCCGAAUCCUUCCGUGGUCGUGGUACGGCAGGAUCACUUUGCGUGCAGAAGUACUCGGCUGCACUUUGGAGGAGUGAUGUCCUGACCGCCUUUGUUUCUCCUUCUCUACGAUCUCAACAAUAUACUGGCAAAUGUCACCCAGUGGCGGAAAAAAACAAACUGUGCAACCUGUAAAAACAAAACAAAAAAUAAUUUCGAGUAGUUUUUUUUUUUCUUUUGAGAAUUUGUGAAUAGUGACCAUUUUUAGUUUAUUAUUUGAACAAUGAUAUAAAGCUCAAAUUUCUUUUUCUUAUGUAUAUUUUUAUUUCUUGAUAAUGUGAUUCUUGCCUUUUUAUUGUUCUUGAAAACUGUAAUAUACAUAUUUGGGUGCUGGGUUGCAGAGGGGUUGGGGGGCUCUCUGAAGCUGGGGUCUCACUGGGGAUUUGCCAUAUAAAUUAUUGUAAAAAAGGCACUUUUUAAACUCAGUAUGUGUCGGUCAUGUUACAUUUAGCACCCUCACAAACAGACAAACACACACGCACACAUGCACAUACACGUACACACGUCAUAUUGUCAAACAUGUUUUUACUUUGACUUUGACAGGGCGUCCUUUCACUCUAAUAGACACUUGCAUUAUUACUCCAGCAACCAAAGCACUAUUAAUGCUCUUGUAUUAUAUAUAAAACAGUAGAAAAUUGCAUGGUGCGUGAAUAAAAAGACUGCUUAAUACGACAAAGCAGUCAAAACCUCCAGCCGUGAACGUAAUGGCAUCAAUUUAGGGAACACUUUUUCCCCAUUCUUUUUUUUUUUAAAUUGUUCUGGAAAAAGCUUCGUGGGGGUUGAUAAAUAUUCAUGACCAUUCGUUUACUGGUAAUGACACAGAUGUUGACAUGUCUCAGCGUUCGUAUCUAUUCAUUACUGUCGUUUUUAUAGAUUUUUGUUGACCGCUUGUGCAUUUUGCAUUUAUUCAGAUGCUUUUGUUGCAUUUUAGUUACAUUUUAGUCUACCUUCAGUGAGUUAUGUCAAUAUGUAAGGUGAAUUUAUUAAACAGCUCAGGAUAUAUGUCUUAAAACCCAUAAAUUGAUACUUUUGGUCUACCAUCUGCACAUUAUUAUUUUACCACAAUGUGUGCUGAAUAAGUCCAGAACUGAACAUUUUACCAUUAAUUUAUGUUAGCUUUGAAUUGAUAACUGCCUCUUGUUUUUGAAAAGAGAGCUGCUAUUCAAAAUGAAUUCCAUACAAAACACAAGCUAGGUACUAACACAUGUCCCGUAACCACGGUAACCCUUCACCAAACACUCUUGCAUACUUAUAAACACAAUGAAGGAUUGUCUUAAACUCAAUGGGAUAGUUCAAUCUUGCUGGGAAGGCAAUUACAAUCUUGACAAGAUGUUUUUGGGGUUCUUGCAUAUUUGUCAGUGUUUCCACGGCACACUAGUACCGGUUUACUUGAACUCAACGGUACCCGGCUGCAACUGUUUCGAUGUUGUGAUUGAAUACAUCAGCUGGAACUAGAUAUGCUAACAAGCUAUUUUUCCUAACGUUCUCUUAUCGGCAUUAAUUUCUCAGUGUGGCAAUAACGAAUCAGCUCCAUCAAAGAACAAUGAGCACUGGUUUCCAUGACCAUACGGUAUCGACCCGACUUGAUUGGAAUCCCCACUGAGGAGGUAGAAGUAAUACCACUUGUUUUUGCCAGUUGAAAAGAGUUAAUUCCUUGAUGAACCCCGUUUAUGAAUAAAGGAAAAGCAAGUAAAAUAUUGUCACAGCAAUCACGUUCAGAAUGUUCCCAGUUAUAGUUGGUUAUUUGAUUAUGGUUUUAUAGUACUAUGGAGUUAGUGCAUCCAACCAAUUGGGUUAGAAUGGGGUCAGAAGACUAUUUUGCUCUGUUUAUUGGACUAUUUAUUAAAAGCUUCUUACGCUUAGAUGAAAUUUGAAGGGAAAAUGCGCUGUCUUGUAUCAUGUUACUGAUGAACUUUAGGGAAUUUAUCCAGCUGGUUCAUAUUACAGAUGCAAUACACCCAAUCUGAAGAGAAAAUGAAUAAUUUCAUUUCAUGUUCCAAGAUCACUAAAUGGUGGCAGUUGUUUCAUUCACAUUUUAUUCAAAGGUAGGGCACCAACUCUUCAAGCAUAUCUUUGUCCCCAAAAGAAAAAGGACUGUCAAAAGAAGAAAAAAACAAAAGCUACACAUUGGUGUUUUUAUCUGUAUAAACUGUUCUAAAAAUGCACUACAGUACUUACACACACACACUCACACACACACACACACACACAAAAAUACGUCAAUGACUAAUUUGUGAAAAACCAAUCAGUGACUGGCAUUGUUCACAUUCAUGGACAUGAGAAUCACAUAGACAAAUAACAUCUUAAUCCUACUUUAACUUCGAGAACUGUUGUUUACUGCCAAAUCCCCCCAUCUGGCAUCUGGUCUUUGUUGCCUGAGAGCGGAGUAGUAGACAGAUUCACAAUGGGUUUGAACUGUAUAGAAAAACCAUGUCCAGCGGUACAUUAAAUUUGUUGUAUUUCAUACAGGUUUGACAUUUGUUUUCACCAUCAAUUGUCUUGUGUGUUGUGCAAGUCCAUCUCACGGGGAAAAAAAACAAAGAGAUACUCAUCUUGUCAUUGUAAGUCUAUGUCGAUUUAUCUGCUCGGCCUGAUUGUGUAUUUAGAAAAUGUAAUUAAAAUUAAUGCUGGUAAGGUUCAAGCCAGCAGAGGGACACAAGAUGUUAUGUACAGUUAACAAAAAAAAGAUGCUUCAACUCAA
Syngnathoides biaculeatus (alligator pipefish) is the source of this 4352-nucleotide messenger RNA. Its product is annotated as EGF-like repeat and discoidin I-like domain-containing protein 3. Bases 409 to 1689 code for a protein of 426 amino acids. The transcript has 13 exons. The record is from RefSeq and is a predicted model, not a curated record. Gene Ontology annotation, molecular function: calcium ion binding. NCBI's taxonomy places the organism in Eukaryota, Metazoa, Chordata, Actinopteri, Syngnathiformes, Syngnathidae.